Messenger RNA from Telopea speciosissima, 1943 nucleotides. Its product is annotated as CBL-interacting serine/threonine-protein kinase 23-like. The coding region runs from base 297 to 1643 and encodes 448 amino acids. The transcript has 14 exons. Gene Ontology annotation, biological process: signal transduction; protein phosphorylation. The record is from RefSeq and is a predicted model, not a curated record. NCBI's taxonomy places the organism in Eukaryota, Viridiplantae, Streptophyta, Magnoliopsida, Proteales, Proteaceae. Gene Ontology annotation, molecular function: protein kinase activity; ATP binding.
AUCUUUUUUUCGGCUUCUCGUUAGAUCAAACCUCUGUUUCGAGUUGAGAAAGAGAGAGAAGCGUAGAGGUAGUAUUUGAGGAUGGCAUUAAAGAUGUUGGUUUGUAUGCAUAGAGGGUCACGGAACAUGAGCGUGGAGAAGUCUCAGGUGUGGCAACCCUGUAAUAAGAAGAGAUCGUGAAGUCUGUCAGGGAGGGGGAGGGGUUGGAACUAAGAAUUUUGAGGAAGGAAGGAAGAAAGGGAGAGUGGGGUGGGGAAGUGGAAGGUUUUGAGAGAGAGAGAGUAAAAGAUUUGAAGAUGACUUCUCGCGCUAGUGGUGGCGCCACCAGCGGCAGCCGAACGCGUGUUGGGAGGUAUGAAUUGGGUCGGACACUCGGAGAGGGCACGUUUGCGAAGGUGAAGUUCGCUAGAAAUGUGGAGACCGGAAAGAAUGUUGCCAUUAAGAUCCUCGACAAAGAGAAGGUUCUCAUGCAUAAGAUGAUCGGUCAGAUCAAACGUGAAAUCUCAACCAUGAAAUUGAUCAGACAUCCAAAUGUCAUUCGCAUGUAUGAGGUGAUGGCUAGCAAGACCAAGAUAUACAUUGUACUGGAAUUUGUGAAUGGUGGUGAACUGUUUGACAAAAUUGCUAGCAGUGAGAGGAUGAAGGAAGAUGAUGCAAGAAAGUACUUUCAGCAUCUUAUCAAUGCUGUGGAUUAUUGUCAUAGCAGAGGUGUUUUUCACAGGGACUUGAAGCCGGAGAAUCUGUUGCUGGAUGCAAGUGGAAAUCUCAAAGUAUCAGAUUUUGGAUUAAGUGCAUUACCUCAGCAAGUUCGGGAAGAUGGGUUACUUCACACAACAUGUGGGACACCAAAUUAUGUUGCUCCAGAGGUGAUCAACAAUAAAGGAUAUGAUGGAGCAAAGGCAGAUCUCUGGUCAUGUGGGGUCAUUCUUUUUGUCCUUAUGGCGGGUUAUUUGCCAUUUGAAGAUUCCAAUCUUGUAACACUGUAUAAAAAGAUCUAUAAGGCUGAAUUUACUUGUCCUUCAUGGUUCUCCACAAGUGCAAAAAAACUUAUCAAAAGGAUCCUCGACCCAAAUCCUGUAACGAGAAUAACAAUUUCUGAGGUGAUAGAGAGCCAAUGGUUUAAGAAAGGAUACAAGCCACCUGUUUUUGAAUCACCAGAUGUUAGCCUUGAUGAUGUGGAUGCUGCUUUCAAUGAAUUUGGGGUUCAGGAUUCUGGGAAUCUUGUUGUGGAGAGGCGAGAAGAAAAGCCAGUCACAAUGAACGCUUUUGAGCUCAUUUCAACAUCUCAGGGUCUCAAUCUCGGUACUCUAUUUGAAAAGCAGAUGCAGCUUGUUAAAAGGGAAACGCGAUUUACAUCUAAAUGCCCUGCCAAUGAGAUUAUAUCAAAAAUUGAGGAAGCUGCCACACCCUUGGGUUUUGAAGUGAAGAAGAAAAACUACAAGAUGAAGCUUCAGGGAUCAAAAACUGGACGGAAAGGCCAGUUGUCCAUUGCAACAGAGAUUUUUGAGGUUGCCCCCUCCUUACAUAUGGUUGAACUUCGCAAGUCUGGAGGAGAUACCCUGGAGUUUCACAAUUUUUACAAUAACAUAACAACUGGUUUGAAAGAUAUCGUGUGGAAAGCAGGAGAGGAAGUGAAGUCAUAAUUUUGAUGGUCAGUAAGCAGGAACAAUUGGAAGUAUAGAACAAGAAAACAUGUAUAUUUUAUUUUGGGCAAAUGGUGGAUGUAGAAGAGUCCUUUUUCCCAAGAGGAUUGUGGGUAUGGACUAUUGCAAAUGUGCAGAUGUCUGGCCCCAUCCUAGGAACAUGAAUGAUGAACCUAAUGGGUUCACUAUGACUGUAUCUUCUUAUUAGGCUUAUUUCCAUUGAUGUCUACUGUAGGAGAUGAUAUAUAACCUAAGCUGAAUGAACACUCAAGGCCUAUCUUGGAGAGCAACUUUAAACAA